AGAAAUGCUACUUGUUGGCGAACCAGUUAACUAUUAGCUAUCAAUCGUGCAAGUCAAACUUUUCUUCUUUGUUCUCUCCACCUUCCGCCAAGUACAACCCAGCUCCACCGUCCACCACCGCUCUUCUCAUUCCUAUAUUUCCCUUUUACCAUACAACCUACCUCUCUCGUUCAUCAUCUCAUCUCAAUAUCUUAAUCUUUUGAUCACAAUCUCUCCCAGCCAUGUUAAUGCUGGUCAACUGUUCCAACUGCCCCACCCCACUGCAGCUCCCUCCUGGAGCGCGAUCAAUCCGCUGCGUCCUCUGCCACGCCGUCACCCACGUAGCAGAUCCUUGCUCCGUGCCGCUGCUGCCGCCUUACUCCGCCUCCACCACCCACCAGUACCAGCCUUUACCUCUUCCGGCUCCUUCUCCGUACAGCCACGCGCCGUCAGGUCCAUCGCCUUCCCCCUAUGGCCCCAAGCGCGCCGUUAUAUGCGGCGUCUCGUAUAAGCAUUCCCGGCACGAGCUGAAAGGCUGCAUUAACGAUGCCAAGUGUAUGAAGUACUUGCUAAUUAAUCGAUUCAAGUUCCCCGAGUCCUCCAUCCUCAUGCUUACUGAAGAAGAAACUGAUACUUACAAGCGACCGACUAAGUACAACAUGAGACUGGCAAUGUAUUGGCUUGUACAAGGAUGUCAACCUGGAGAUUCAUUGGUAUUUCAUUAUUCCGGUCAUGGUUCACAACAGAGGAACUACGCUGGAGAUGAGGUAGAUGGAUAUGAUGAAACACUUUGUCCGUCAGAUUUUGAAAGUCAAGGGAUGAUUGUAGAUGAUGAAAUCAAUGCAACGAUUGUGAGGCCUCUUCCUCAUGGGGUUAAGCUUCAUGCCAUCAUAGAUGCUUGCCACAGUGGCACUGUCUUAGAUUUACCAUUUCUCUGCAAAAUGGACGGGCAUGGGGGGUAUGUUUGGGAAGAUCAUCGACCUCAAUCAGGUAUAUCAAAAGGAACAAGUGGUGGGGAGGUCAUUUCCUUCAGUGGCUGUGCUGAUGAUCAAACCUCUGUAGACACUUCGGCCUUAUCAAGGGUUACUUCAACUGGUGCAAUGACUUACUCUUUCAUCCAAGCUAUUGAACGUGGGCAUGGAGCUACCUAUGGGAGCAUGCUAACUGCAAUGCGGUCUACCAUUCGUAAUGCAGACAAUGCACUUGGUGGUAUUGUUACAUCUCUCCUGACAAUACUGGGAACAGGAGGGAUUCUUGGAGGACUGAGACAGGUAUGUUUGUCCUCCCUCCUUGUAAGGUUUACCUUUUCAUAAUGGUAAACUGAUAGUUUUCAUGUAGUUAGUGUAGGAUCUUGAUUUUGUUGGUGCUAGGAAUACAAUGACUAUCAUGGGAUUAGUUUUCAUGUAGUUUGACUACAAUCUUGAUGUGGCUGGUGGAAGGAAUAUGAAUCCACCAUCUGGAAUUGAGAACUAAGUGCUUCUAUCUAUUAGAAUCUAGAGAAGAAUGUGUCCUGGAUUCACCAAGUGGUAGUUAACAGAUCAAACCAUUUGUUUCUCUCUUCUUGCUAUUGUAUAGCUACUUUUAGUUGUAAUGUUUCUGUCUGCCGCUCAGUCCAAGAAACUUUGUUGCAGGAACCCCAGUUGACUGCCAACGAAGAAUUUGAUGUGUUCCAAAAACUUUUCUCACUAUAACUGGUAACAUUGUUAUUUUGUACCAUAACUUAAUUCUUUCGAGGAUGCCCGAUUUUGUACUGAUAUUGAGAAAAGCUAUAACAGCAUCCAAUACAUGUCUAUUAAACUACAAUUAUAAUGUUCUAAUAUUAUAUUUUUGAGGCAACUAUGAUUGUCUUCAAUAAAGUCUCACAUUGUUU
Rubroshorea leprosula is the source of this 1849-nucleotide messenger RNA. Lineage: Eukaryota; Viridiplantae; Streptophyta; Magnoliopsida; Malvales; Dipterocarpaceae. The record is from the annotation of a GenBank genome assembly.